Molecule: messenger RNA, 768 nt
Organism: Lingula anatina
Lineage: Eukaryota; Metazoa; Brachiopoda; Lingulata; Lingulida; Lingulidae
Product: vitellogenin receptor
Biological process (GO): receptor-mediated endocytosis
Cellular component (GO): plasma membrane; apical plasma membrane; signaling receptor complex
Molecular function (GO): hormone binding; calcium ion binding; protein binding
Source: RefSeq, a predicted model, not a curated record
AUGUGUGCUUCUGGGCCAAUGGAUAUGAGGUUCAGCACAAGACUGGGAGUGAGGUUGCAAAUGAAACUGUUCAGCAUCAAGAGAAACAUGGUCUUGGCGUUAAUAGAAGUAUCAAGACUCAAUGGCAGCUCAAGAAAAACCUUACUCUACAAAUAUUUGGAUCGCCCCCGAGGGUUAGCAGUGCACCCUCUAAAUGGACACCUGUAUUUCUCAGACUGGGGAGUAAGUCCUGUAAUAGAACGUAGUGAUCUGGAUGGCAAGAACAGGAAGGUCCUGGUUGACCGCCUUGGAUGGCCAAACAGUUUGACCAUAGACUAUGAAGACGGCAGGCUCUACUGGUGCGAUGCCUGCUUUGACCACAUAGAGUCGACAGGCUUAGAUGGACAGGAGAGAAGGGUGGUUGUAAGGAAUGUUCCCCAUCCAUUCUCGAUUACGGUACUACAGCAAAGAAUAUACUGGACAGACUGGGACACUACACAUCUUCAUUACGCAAACAAAUGGGAUGGUGGACAUCAGGGACAACUCCUCAACUAUGAGGGCAUGAUGGGAAUUGUUGCCAUGGCAGCAUCACGACAACAAGGUACCAAUGCAUGUUCUGCAGAUAAUGGAGGUUGUAGUCAUCUUUGUUUUGCUAAACCUGGCAGCCAUUUUGUCUGUUCUUGUCCAGAAGGGAUGACAGUGAAGGAAAAAACUUGUGAACCAUGGUAUGGCAUAUGUCUUGCCCACUAUUACUUUGGCAGUUGGGUGACAACAGAGGGAUUAGAAUAG